AUGGCUACAUUCGACGAUGCCGAUUUUGGCGUGGAAACGCCCACACAGCCUGUCCAGAGCAGCCAGCCAAAUGCUGCCGGCGAGCACUCAGCAAACCCAGCUCAUGCUGGGGCUUUGGCUAUCCCAAUGUCACCAAGCUCGUUUUCUCACGAUGCAAUUGAGGUACCUGCCACACGGUCUCCUCACGCCGAUGCAUCCAAGUACAUGCACAAUCUUUCUCUGUCACCCUCAAUGAGAGAUAGAAGGGCGUCGCGAAACUCUUUCGGAACCUCUCUUCCCAUCCCGCGUUCCAAGAGGCAGUCUCGUCUCAGCUCUGUCCAUCACAUCGACCGAGAUGCGAUUGCGGGAUCAGGCGCAGUUCCUAUUCGAGCCACCAGGGAGAUCUUGGCAGCACAAAUCCAAGACAUCUCUGCAGAUAAGGCCAAGAAGGCCAAGAACAUGGCAUUUGUCUUCGAUAUCGAUGGUGUGCUGGUGCACGGUGAUCGACUCAUCCCAGAGGGAAAGAGAGCACUGGAGAUCUUGAAUGGAGACAACGAGCUCGGCAUCAAGAUCCCUCACAUCUUCCUGACCAACGGUUCAGGCAAGCCAGAGCUGGCCCGCACGCAGCAGCUCGCCAAGAUCCUGCAGAACCCUGUCAACACAGAACAGUUCAUCCAGUCACACACUCCAAUGCGUGCUCUGGCAGAGUACUAUGGCACAGUGUUGGUAGUUGGUGGCGAAGGAUACCGCUGCCGAGAGGUGGCCGAGCAGUAUGGAUUCCGCGACAUCGUGGUGCCCAACGACAUUGUCGCAUGGGACACCACCAUCGCCCCUUACCGUGUCUUCACAGACGAAGAGCGUGCCAGUUCACGACCUCGUGACUUCUCUCAGGUCAACAUUGAGGCCAUCCUUGUCUUCUCCGACUCAAGAGACUACGCCACCGACAUGCAAAUCAUCAUCGACUUGCUCCGAUCCGAGGACGGUCGACUGGGAACUAUUGCCGCCGACCCAGUCUCUCAGCGGAUCCCCAUCUACUUCUCACAAGGCGAUAUGCUCUGCCCUACCGAGCACCCUAUCCCUCGUAUGAGCCAAGGCACAUUCAGAAUCGGUCUCGAGGCCAUGUACAAGGCGCUCACAGGAGUUGAUCUCGAGCGUGUGGUGUACGGAAAGCCUGAGAUGGCCACGUACAAAUAUGCUGACGAGGUCAUCGCAUCGUGGAUGGAGCAGCUGCACGGCGAAGAGCGUAUCCCCGAAAACAUCUACAUGGUCGGCGACAACCCCGCCUCAGACAUCAUCGGCGGCAACAUGUACGGCUGGAACACCUGCUUGGUGCGUACUGGUGUCUUCCAGGGCGGCGAGAACGAUGAGUCCAACCCAGCCAACUUUGGCGUCUUCCCCAAUGUCCUGGAGGCUGUGAAGACUGCCUGCCGUAAGGAACUUGGAGAGUCGUUCGGUUUUGAGUGGGAUGACCGCAUCAACCCCGUGCUGCACGGCUCCAAGCAAGUUGCAUCGGCGAUUGAGUAA
Molecule: messenger RNA, 1503 nt
Organism: Trichoderma atroviride IMI 206040
Lineage: Eukaryota; Fungi; Ascomycota; Sordariomycetes; Hypocreales; Hypocreaceae
Biological process (GO): glycerophospholipid biosynthetic process
Cellular component (GO): mitochondrion
Source: RefSeq, a predicted model, not a curated record